Cervus elaphus (red deer) is the source of this 6090-nucleotide messenger RNA. RefSeq names its product MORC family CW-type zinc finger 2 (gene MORC2). Lineage: Eukaryota; Metazoa; Chordata; Mammalia; Artiodactyla; Cervidae. The record is from RefSeq and is a predicted model, not a curated record. The transcript has 28 exons. Gene Ontology annotation, cellular component: nucleus. The coding region runs from base 789 to 4049 and encodes 1086 amino acids. Gene Ontology annotation, molecular function: zinc ion binding.
CUUGGGGCGUCGGGGAGUGCGCGAGGCGGCCCGGGUUGUGUGCACUGGCGGAGACAAAGAGGUGGCGGUGGCGGCCUCGGCGGAGCAGCCCUAGACGCCGAAUUUUGUAGUGCUGAGUCCUGUCACCAUCUCAUCUAGCGCGGCGCGAGGGCGGCUGGUCUCGCGGCGGCGGCGGCGGCGGCAGCGGCGGACGCGGAGGUGGCGGCAGCACAUGGUUCCAAGAGCGCCCUGCGGUUGUUGGGUUCCAAUUCCGUGGGGAGGGACAAAGGCAGCUGUGAGCGCCCGGCAACGCCCAGUCGGGUGGUGCGCUCGCCACUGCCCUCGAUCCGGGCCUUGAAAACUGGGACUAACUUGUCUCCGUGAGGAGGAGACCACGGGACCGAGGCCCAGUGAGGGCCUGAGAGGCUGAGGCCGCUGUCUGAGGGCAAGGGGGAGGGGCGCGGCCCGCCUGAGUUGAUUGGGUGGGUCAAUUCUGUGGCGACUUAGUGGGCCACUGUGAGGUAAUUUGACUCACUACCCUGAGGAGAUUGGGGCGCACAGCAAACUAGGUUUGAUCUGGGCUUUGAAAACGGAAAUCGGCCUUCAGCGCUUAGGAAAUCUUUCAGUUGGUAGGUGGUGAAGCCGGAACUAACGCCAUAUGCACUCGAGCAACAUCGUGAUCGCCAGUUUGGGGCUUAUUUAAGGAUCCUGGGAUCACUGAUGGCGAAGACGUGUGGCUGUCCAGUUUUAUGACUGAAGUUGCUAGACUUCCGGAUUGUGGUUAAAGAACUGGAGACAUCACCGCACUCAUGGCUUUCACGAAUUACAGCAGUCUGAAUCGAGCUCAGCUAACCUUUGAAUAUCUACAUACAAAUUCAACCACUCAUGAAUUCUUGUUUGGUGCUCUUGCUGAACUAGUUGAUAAUGCAAGAGAUGCUGAUGCCACGAGAAUUGAUAUUUAUGCAGAAAGGCGAGAGGACCUUCGAGGAGGAUUUAUGCUUUGUUUUUUGGAUGAUGGAGCGGGAAUGGAUCCAAGUGAUGCUGCCAGCGUGAUCCAGUUUGGGAAGUCAGCCAAGCGAACGCCUGAGUCCACCCAGAUUGGGCAGUACGGGAACGGGUUAAAGUCGGGCUCGAUGCGCAUCGGGAAGGAUUUCAUCCUCUUCACCAAGAAGGAAGACACCAUGACCUGCCUCUUCCUGUCACGCACCUUUCAUGAGGAGGAGGGCAUUGAUGAGGUGAUAGUCCCAUUGCCCACUUGGAACGCUCGAAACCGGGAACCUGUCACAGAUAACGUGGAGAAGUUUGCCAUCGAGACAGAACUCAUCUACAAAUAUUCUCCCUUCCGCAAUGAAGAGGAGGUGAUGACUCAGUUCAUGAAGAUUCCUGGGGACAGCGGAACGCUGGUAAUCAUCUUCAACCUCAAACUCAUGGAUAAUGGAGAGCCAGAGCUGGACAUAAUCUCAAAUCCAAGGGAUAUCCAGAUGGCAGAGACUUCCCCGGAGGGCACCAAGCCAGAGCGCCGCUCCUUCCGUGCCUACGCUGCCGUGCUCUACAUUGAUCCCCGGAUGCGGAUCUUCAUCCAUGGGCACAAGGUGCAGACCAAGAGGCUCUCCUGCUGCCUGUACAAGCCCAGGAUGUACAAGUACACAUCAAGCCGGUUCAAGACCCGCGCAGAGCAGGAGGUGAAGAAAGCUGAGCAUGUGGCGAGGAUUGCUGAAGAGAAGGCACGGGAGGCAGAGAGCAAAGCUCGGACGUUGGAAGUGCGCCUGGGCGGAGAUCUCACGCGGGACUCCAGGGUGAUGUUGCGACAGGUCCAGAACACAGCCAUUACUCUGCGCAGGGAAGCCGACGUCAAGAAGCGGAUCAAGGAGGCUAAGCAGCGAGCACUUAAAGAACCUAAGGAACUGAACUUUGUUUUCGGGGUCAACAUCGAACACCGGGACCUGGAUGGAAUGUUCAUCUACAACUGUAGCCGCCUGAUCAAGAUGUAUGAGAAAGUGGGCCCACAGCUGGAAGGUGGCAUGGCGUGUGGUGGGGUGGUUGGGGUCGUCGACGUGCCCUACCUGGUCCUGGAGCCCACGCACAACAAGCAGGACUUCGCGGACGCCAAGGAGUACCGGCACCUGCUGCGGGCCAUGGGCGAGCACCUGGCGCAGUACUGGAAGGACAUCGCCAUUGCCCAGCGGGGAAUCAUCAAGUUCUGGGAUGAGUUUGGCUACCUCUCUGCCAACUGGAACCAGCCCCCAUCCAGUGAGCUGCGCUACAAGCGGCGGCGAUCCAUGGAGAUCCCAACCACCAUCCAGUGUGAUCUGUGUCUGAAGUGGCGGACACUCCCCUUUCAGCUGAAUUCUGUGGAGAGGGAUUACCCUGACACUUGGGUUUGCUCCAUGAACCCUGAUCCUGAGCAGGACCGGUGCGAGGCCUCUGAGCAGAAGCAGAAGCUCCCCCUGGGGGCGCUGAGAAAGGACCCGAAGACGCAGGAGGAACGGCAGAAGCAGCUGACGCAGAAAAUCCGCCAGCAGCAGGAGAAGCUGGAGGCCCUGCAGAAAACCACACCCAUUCGCUCCCAGGCUGACCUGAAGAAACUGCCCUUGGAAGUGACCACCAGACCUUCCUCUGAGGAACCUGCACGUAGACCUCAGCGUCCUCGGUCGCCUCCUUUACCCGCUGUGAUCAAGAAUGCCCCGAGCAGACCCCCUUCCCUUCAAGCUCCCAGGCCAGCCAGCCAGCCCAGAAAGGCUCCUGUCAUCAGUAGCACCCCAAAGCCUGCUGCCCCGGCUGCCCGGGAGGAGGCCAGCACUUCCCGGCUACUCCAGCCUCCCGAGGCACCCCGGAAGCCUGCCAACACUCUGGUCAGGCCUGCGUCCCGGCCCAGCCCACCGGUGCAGCCACCGUUACCAUCUCCCCAGCCCAACUCCAGGAAUCCUCGGGAGGUCCCUUCCCCCCGAGCCCUGAAGACUCCAGUGGUCAAGAAGCCAGAGCUGCCCGCUAAACUCUCCCCGGCCACUCCUGGUCGGAAGCGGAGCCUCGGGGUCUCUGAUGAGGAAGAAACAGAGGAAGAGGCUGAGAAGAGGAAGGAGAGGUCCAAGAGGGGCAAGUUUGCUGUGAAGGAGGAAAAGAAGGACUUGAAUGAGCUCUCAGACAGCUCUGGGGAAGAGGACUCGGCUGACCUCAAGAGCGCUCAGAAAGAUAAAGGGCUGCAUGUGGAGGUGCGUGUGAACAGGGAGUGGUACACAGGCCGUGUCACAGCUGUGGAGGUGGGCAAGAAUGCGGUGCGGUGGAAGGUGAAAUUUGACUAUGUGCCCACGGACACGACACCAAGAGACCGCUGGGUGGAGAGAGGCAGCGAGGACGUGCGGUUGAUGAAGCCCCCGUCCCCAGAGUAUCAGAGCCCGGACACACGUCAGGAGGGCAGGGAAGAGGUGGUGGCGGCUGUGGCCCCGGCAGGGGAUCUGGUGGCCCAGCAAGCUGUGGCCACGGCAGAGCCCUCCACCUCGGACUGCGUCCCCAUCGAACCCGACACCACCGCCCCCAGCACCAACCACGAGACCAUUGACCUGCUCGUCCAGAUUCUUCGGAACUGUCUACGGUACUUCCUGCCUCCAAGUUUCCCCAUCUCUAAGAAGGAGCUGAGUGCUAUGAAUUCAGAUGAGCUGAUAUCGUUUCCUCUUAAAGAGUACUUCAAGCAGUAUGAAGUCGGGCUGCAGAACCUGUGCCAUUCCUACCAGAGCCGCGCUGACUCGCGGGCCAAGGCUUCUGAGGAGAGCCUGCGCACCUCCGAGAGAAAGCUGCGUGAGACGGAGGAGAAGCUGCAGAAGCUGAGGACCAACAUCGUGGCACUCCUGCAAAAGGUGCAGGAGGCAUCUGUGGUUCCAUCCCUGGCGGCACAGCAUCCUGACCAGGAGGGCUGGAGGUGGUACGGCUGCCUGGGCCUCAUCCCAGCCAGACCCCACGGAGGGCCCGAGGUUAGAGUCCAGGACUCCACUGAGGAGGUUCCCAGUUAUCUGGGUGAGAGAUUUUGGAGGCCUGAACCUUGGAUGGUGCCAGUGAGGAGGGAGAGAAGUGUCUGAGGGGAGGGGAGGAAACAAGGAUGACUCUUCUAGUCUGUCUGAGUCCCUGAGUAGAGGGAAGGUGGGGGGCCCUCUACUGAGAUGGGAACAACCCGGGGUGGGUGGUGGUACCGAGCUGUUGGAUGUGUUGAGUCUAAGAGUGAGGCUGGGGCAGGCGGGACCUGGGUGCGGGGAGGCGGGCAGGAGUCGGAGGACGGGGAGGGGAUAGAUGAUCAACAAGGAUGGCCUGACAGGGUGGAGGGGGAGAGCAGAGGGCAUGGCCUGGGCUGCAAGAAGGCUGGGGAGGUGGGCCUCCCACCACCCUGUGAGCCCUGGCUGACCCUGCCCUGCUCUGUUCCAGGACAUAGACAUUAACACAGACGACGAGCUGGAUGCCUACAUCGAGGACCUGAUCACCAAGGGGGACUAGGGCCCGGAGCCAGAGAUCAGCUCCCCUGACCCUCAAGGCAGAGCUCCUGAGGGUGGCGUUUCAUUUAUGGGUUGAUGGACUUACCUUGGUUUGACUCAUGGGAUAUUUGUGCUUUUGGUGGGAAAGAGACUCUGAUUCUUUGAAUCUUCCACCCUAAGUUUAUAAAUAUUUAUUUUUUGAAAGAAACAACAUGCUGUGCCUGCUGUGAGACCAUACAUUUUUUUUGGUGACUCUUGGGCAAAGGACAGAACUAGGAUGCCAAAUCUUGAGUUUCUUCUCUUGGCUCCUGGCUCCUCAAGAUGUGGUGAAUUCCAGAGCUGUUUGGAAGUUGGAGGGGCUCCAGGGGCAGGGCUGGGGGAGGGACAGGACUCUUCCCAGGCUGGUGCUCCCCCAGGAGCUCCAAUCUAGGGGAUCUCCAUGGGGCUUCGAUCAGCAGGAGGCUUGGUGCUGAGGAGCUUCCUGCCUCGUGGCUCCUGCCUCAGGUCAGGGAGGUGAGUGGUGGUCCGAAUGGUCGGUCGUCUUGGCUGUGGCACUGUCCAGUCAGCUUGGGGAAGAGAGAUCCUCCUGUUCAGCUUCCCCAUCCACCACCUAAAUUCUCCUUGCUGGACAUUUCCUUAGCUAGCAGUAGAUGGUGAGGUUUCCUGCCACAAAAACUUGAGUUCAGGUUAAGGCAUGGACAGAUCUGACUGGUCAGACUGCUGACCUGGGUAACACAUCAUUUGCGUUCCAAAGGAGUCCCCUUAGGAAUCUUGUGUGUGAAGGAGCGCCGUGCCGAUCUGGCGGUGACCUCUGCUGCUGCUGUGGCAGGGUCCUGGGGAGGGCUGCUGCUCUUACUGCUUCCCCGCUGUUCACCCCACCACGCCCUGUGUCCGGUUUGCGGCAGAUGGGAGGAGAGGUCACCGAGCCCUGGGGCCCGCAGCAACUACACAGACAGCUCUGCAGUGGGCACGCCAUGCCUUCCUCUGCCUAGUCACAGCCUCAUACUGCUGUGGUCCUCAAACAACUCAGGGUCAAAGACCAAGGCCAGAGUUGCCGAGUUUUCUAUAAUGGCCAUUGGAAAAGUUCUGGUUCGAUUUCCCCCAACUCACUCCUUACCCCCCUUUAUUUGGGGACUUUGGGUUUUCUGGAGCCACAAGAACCAUGAUCUUGCCCCACUGGUCUGCAAUUCUGACCUUGGUGUGUUUCCAGCGUCUGCCCACCUCUGCUUAGCAGUGGCCACGUGCCGCCCCGUGAAGACUGCAGGAGACGGGGAAGAAUGGUGAGGGAGGCAGGCCACAGGGGAAUUGAGGUCUUUGCCCACUUGUGCACGUGGCCAGAAGUGCCUAUGAUUUGUGGGCUUGGGACUUCUCAAAACCACACCCCUGGGCAAGGGCUGUUUCAGAGAAAUACCAGGGAGGCCCUCACCUCUUCCUCAGAAGAUUCUCCAAGACUUGGGGUUUCUUGAGCUGGUGGUUCCUAUCCUGUCCAGCUCAUUCUCUUCAUCACAGGCAGCAUAUGAUCCAUUUUUGUCCCCAAACUUUGUUUUAAUCUAGAUGGAAGCUGAUUCUGCAUUUUUACCAGAGGGUAAUACUCAAGGUUUUUAUUGACACACCUGUAAUCAAAAUGCAAUACUAUAAACUUUUACUGGCGAGA